This is a messenger RNA of Bufo gargarizans (Asiatic toad), 4562 nucleotides long. Its product is annotated as alpha-2-macroglobulin-like. The transcript has 36 exons. NCBI's taxonomy places the organism in Eukaryota, Metazoa, Chordata, Amphibia, Anura, Bufonidae. Gene Ontology annotation, molecular function: endopeptidase inhibitor activity. The coding region runs from base 84 to 4472 and encodes 1462 amino acids. The record is from RefSeq and is a predicted model, not a curated record. Gene Ontology annotation, cellular component: extracellular region.
UGCCUGCAGCACCGAUAUAAAGAAUUGAGGCAGGGACCUACAAGAAAAAGUCCUCCACUAGCGGUUCCCUCUUGACCCGCGCUAUGGUUUUCAGUGCCUGUUUUGUGGGACUGGUUUUACUGCAAACCUCGUGGGCAACGGAAGCAACACUGCACUAUGCUCUCAUCUUCCCCUCAGAGCUGCGUGCAAGCCAUCAAGAAAAGAUCUGCUUGCAAUUGGAGGGAGCUCGAGGAGAGAGCAAUGUAGAAAUAUCACUGAACCUGGAUGAUAAGAACACAACACUGAUAGAUAAAAACUUUCAAGAAAACUCCAUAUUCACCUGCUUCAACCUGCAGGUUUCAGACCCUGAAAAAGAAAAAGAGGUCGGCAAACUGACACUUUCCAUCAAAACUGUGGAUGAAAACAUAACCAAAACCACUAAGCUUAUUGUGAGGAAGCAAAUAUCCAAGGUUCUAGUCCAAACAGACAAGGCUGUGUACAAGCCCGGUCAAGCUGUGCAAUUCAGAAUUCUAUCCCUUAAUGAAGAUUUUAAACCAGAAAGCGAAGCAAUUCCAGUCAUUGAAAUGCAGGAUCCAGACAAAAAUAGGAUUGGUCAAUGGUUAAAUGUGAGCCUCAAUCAGGGAAUCGCUGAGCUCUCCCUAUUACUCUCCUCCGAGCCCACACUAGGGCAAUAUGUCAUCAAAAUGAAAGAUGCAGUCCAUUACUUCAGCGUGGAGGAAUAUGUAAUUCCAAAAUUUGAGGUCAAUCUUCAUUUCCCCAAGAAUGUCAUGUUCAACAGUAAACAAUUUCCAGUUAAAAUAUGUGGCAGGUACACAUAUGGGAAGCCAGUACAUGGAAAUUACACUAUGUCCAUUUGUAGGAAGUAUUAUUCAAGAUUUUGGUCAGGUACACAGGAGGAACCUCCAAUUUGUCUUUAUUUUCCUGGAAAGCUCGACAGAUCUGGAUGCCAAACCAUAGAGGUCCAAUCUGAAAUCUUCAAACUAAACAAAACUGGCUUGGUAAAGCAAUUUACUGGUUUGGCCUCUAUCACUGAAGAGGGGACUGGGGUGGAUCAGUCAACAUCCAGUGAAACAAGCAUAUCUACUGUCAUCAACAGACUGUCAUUUGUUCAUACUGAUAAGGACUAUAAGCCUGGGAUACCAUAUAGUGGACUGAUUAAAAUGGAAGAUGCAGAUGGUAAUCCAAUACCAGACACUGCGGUUUUUCUUCAGAGCAGAUCUAAUUUAGUCAAUCUGACUUUAGUGACAGAUGAGAAUGGUCAAGCAUCCUUUACUUUAAAUACCAGCAACUGGGAAGCCAAAAUGUACUUGAAGGCUAGAACGUACCUGGACACUGAGCCAUAUACUCCUGGUGAAAUCAGGCCUAGUUAUGGCAUAGCCUCCUUGCAUGUUGCCCAGUUCUACACUCGGAGCAAGAGCUUAUUGAAGCUCUACCAUUUGGACAAAGUUCUUUCAUGUGAGGGGCAUCAGGAGGUUUUAGUUGAAUAUAUCAUUCAGUACUCUGAGCUGAUGGAGGCCAAACAACUCUAUCUACAUUAUCUGUUACUUUCUAAAUCUUCAAUAAAAGAUUAUGGGUCUGUAGAAAUUAACAUUACAAAUGAUACUGAAGAGAUACAUGGAAAAGCCACUUUAAAUCUCAGAUUAAGCGGAGACACAUCAACAACUAUUCAUGUCCUUGUCUACAUUCUUCUACCUAAUGGAGAAAUAUUAGCAGACACUGAAAAGUUCAACGCACAGAAAUGUUUUAAAAAUAAGGUAUCAAGUGGGUUUACACCUGAUGAACUUCUUCCAGGAUCAGAUGUGUCUCUCCAGGUUGAGGCUGCUCCUGGAUCUCUCUGUGGUCUACGGGUGGUAGAUCAGAGCGUGGUACUGAUGAAACCAGAGAAGGAGCUGACUGCUGACAAAGUUUUUGACUUAUUUUCCUACUCGGAAGUUUGGUUUUCCGAUUAUGGAAUCUGGGAAACUGAAGAUGCAUGUAGAUUUCCCAGCUUUAUGCAUGAUCACCCCUUUCUACGGCAAGGAAGAAUACUACGGCCCUCUGGCGCCAGCAUCGUGGAUGUGUACAGCUUGCUAAAGUCCAUGAGUUUAAAAAUAAUAACAAGUGCGGGUAUAAAGAAGCCUGUGGAAUGCUUACCAAGAACUUUUAUUCUAAGAGGUGGUGUAAUACCUCCUGCUAGAGAUGGAAAUAGAAGUCACAUAACGCCCAUAAGCGGCGUGGAAGUCAUGAGACUAGAAACAGGACGAGCCAUAAGAAAGGAAUCACAAGAAACUGAAAAAGUGAGAGCAUAUUUCCCCGAGACUUGGAUUUGGAAACUUAUUCCUCUAGGAGAAUCGGGCAAAACAGAACUUCACUAUCGAGCUCCAGAUACCAUCACUGACUGGAAUGCAGGAGCCGUAUGUAUGGGACCCAGUGGAUUUGGCAUUUCUCCUUCGUCAUCCCUUAGAGUUUUCCAGCCGUUCUUUGUCGAUCUUACCCUGCCUUACUCUGUUGUCAGAGGAGAGUCAUUUACCCUCAAAGCCUCAGUCUUUAACUACCUGAAACAAUGUAUAAAGGUGCAAAUCACUCUGAAGACCACUGAUGAAUUAGAACAAAAACCAUGCCCUGACUGUCAGUAUAGCAGUUGUCUGUGUGAAGAUGAGAGCAAAACCUUCUACUGGGACCUAAAAGCCUCUAAACUAGGUGAUGUGAAUAUCACAGUAAAGACAGAAGCUGUGGACACUGAGGAAUUAUGUGGAAAUGAGGUACCGAUUGUCCCAAAGCAAGGCAGAACUGAUACCAUUGUAAAGUCAGUACUCAUACAGCCUGGAGGUAUUCUUGAGGAAAAAGCACACAGCAAUCUGAUCUGUAUCAAAGAAGGAGAUCAGCCUAAACCAGAAGAGCUAUCACUAAAGGUCCCUGAAAAUAUUCUAAAGGAUUCUGCAAGAGCAUAUAUAACAGUUUUGGGGGAUCUAAUGGGCACAGCUAUGCAGAACCUUGACCGUCUCCUGGCCAUGCCAUAUGGUUGCGGAGAACAGAAUAUGGUUUUGUUUGCACCUAAUAUCUACAUCCUGCAGUAUCUAGAAAAAUCACAUCAACUAAACAAAGAAAUUCAGAGCAAAGCCAAAACAUUCCUGGAGCAGGGGUACCAGCGUCAGCUUAGGUAUAAACACGAUGAUGGGUCAUACAGUGCCUUUGGAAAAAGUGACAAAGAGGGAAACACAUGGUUGACUGGAUUUGUGCUGAAGUCCUUCAGCAAAGCUCGACCUUAUAUCUUCAUAGAUGAAAGUCAUCUGAACCACUCCCUUCUCUGGCUGAAAAAUAGCCAGCAAGACACUGGAUGUUUCCGGAGUGUGGGGAGGCUUUUCAAUAAUGCCAUGAAGGGAGGUGUAGAAGAUGAAGUUUCCUUUUCUGCUUAUAUAACUCUUGCUCUUUUGGAAACUGGAGUGUCUGUGCAGGAUCCCUUGGUAAGGAAUGCUCUGUCUUGUUUAAAGCAAGCUUCUGUAAAUUCCAGUAAUGUUUACACCCAGGCCCUUCUGGCUUAUACCUUUACAUUGUCUGGAGACACACAACUUACAAAAACUUUGAUGGAUAAAUUGGAAGAAAAAGCAGUACAUGGAGAUGGACAACUACACUGGAAACGGGACUCUCCUCCUCCUUCUAAAGUCUCAUAUUGGUGCCGAGCUCCAUCAGUAGAAGUGGAGUUGAAUUCCUAUGUGCUUUUAGCUCUGCUGUCUGGUCCCACUCAAGACUUGGGCAAAGCUUCCCUGAUUGUGAAUUGGUUGAGCAAACAGCAGAACCCGUAUGGAGGGUUCUCUUCUACACAGGACACGGUGGUGGCUCUUCAGGCCCUGGCCAAGUAUGCAGAAGUCACGUUCACUGAUGAAGGAGAUGUGACUGUUACCAUCAGUUCCAAGACGGGAUUAAUCGAGAAGUUUCAUGUGGACAAAAAUAAUCGUCUGCUUCUCCAAAAGGCCAAGCUAUCAACUAUCCCUGGAGACUACACAGUGACAUCUACAGGGACUGGUUGUAUCUUUGUUCAGGCUGUACUGAGAUACAAUAUCCCUCCACCAAAGAGAGAAGCAACUUUUUCAUUAACCAUUACAACAUCUUCAAUACUUCAAUGUCGGCUGGAUCCAGUGAAACAUUUUGAAAUACUCAUCACUGCUGCUUAUAUUGGUGCCCGGGAGAAAUCAAACAUGGCUGUUAUUGAAGUCAAGAUGUUGUCUGGAUAUAUUCCAGUGAAGAGCACAGUAAGGAAACUGAAAGAAGACAAAUUGAUAAAGAGAAGUGACAUCCAGACUGACAUGGUGACCCUUUACCUGGACCAGUUGGAUCACAACCCAGUAAACCUUUCCUUCAUAGUGGAACCGCACAUAACGGUGAAAGACCUAAAACCAUCUACAGCGAAAGUAUACGAUUACUACGAGAUAGAUGAACAAGCCACAGCAGAAUACACUCUCCCUUGCAGUACUGAUAAUACCACAAAUUCAUGAUAAGACCUGGCUGUAUACAUCAUCUGUUCCUGAGAGCUACCACUGAGAUCUGUUGCUCUGAUAUUAAUAAAAUAAUAAUGAAAACGUAAA